Molecule: messenger RNA, 2847 nt
Organism: Seminavis robusta
Lineage: Eukaryota; Bacillariophyta; Bacillariophyceae; Naviculales; Naviculaceae
Source: the annotation of a GenBank genome assembly
AUGGCAAUGAAAAGUAAUGUACCAACAAUACGCAGAUUCCUCUUGAUAUCUGCCCCGCUAUGGUUGAAUCAGGCAUAUGGUUUCACAUAUCCCCGCGGAGGAGCCGAUGAGUUUCCCAGCAGCAUGAGAUCGAAUGACUGGGAACUGGGGGACCGGAAUCCUUCCUUUCCAGACUCUGACAGUGGUGACUAUUCGGACUCGGAUUAUCUUUCAGAUGAUAGCGGUAGUAAUAGGCGAAAAGGAAUGGAGGAUAUGGAGGAUCGGGAUGGUUUUGGUAACGACGACGAUGAUGAGAGAUCAUCUUUCUCGUUUCGUUCGAGUUUUCUGGGGGAUAUGCCAGCCGACAGCAAGGAAACCAUGUACGAAGCUUACAAUCAACUACAUACAUUGGCACAAGAAUAUGCCAAACCAUUCGACGCUCCUGCCGUUGUGGUGGUUGGUCAUCAGUCGUCCGGAAAAUCGGCUCUCAUCGAAGCAUUAAUGGGAUUUCAAUUCAAUCAAGUGGGAGGAGGGACCAAAACACGCAGACCUGUGGCCCUGCGCAUGCAAUACAAUCCAAAAUGCUCCACACCAAAAUGGUAUCUGGUGGGUGAUGAUGGGGUGGAACGGCCCAUGAGCUUGAAAGAUAUUCAAGACUUGAUUGAACGGGAAAACAAACGACUCGAACGAGACCCCAUGAGAUCCUUUGAUCCACGCGAAAUCAACAUUCGAAUGGAAUACAAACAUUGUCCCAACAUGAUCUUGAUUGAUACACCGGGGUUGAUAUCGGCUCCCCGAACUCCCAAAGGGCGGACAUCUUCCAGUACUGCCAUGGCACAGCAACGAGCACUUCAGGCAUCGGCCAAGGAGGCGGAACGUCUUGUCAUUGAAAAGAUGAAAUGUGAGGACUAUAUUAUUCUCUGUGUGGAGGAUACGAGUGAUUGGAAACAUGGAGCUACCCGAGAAGUAGUGCAAAAAGCCGACCCUGAUCUAUCUCGGACUGUCAUUGUCAAUACAAAGUUUGACACCAAACUACCCCAAUUCGGGACACCAUCUGAUGUGGAAGAGUUCCUCAGGGCACAGAUUCUAGACAGGAUUUCUCCUCAUCGGCUGGGUGGUCCGUUCUACACGUCCGUGCCUAGUGGGCGAGUAGGACGAGUCGAUGGUGGUAGUCUGCUAGACCAAAGCAAUUACAUGUACAACAGCGACUCAGCCUUUGUCGCAACCUGCCGAGAGGCCGAAAACACUGACCGAAGAUCUGUGGUGCAGCGACUCAGUCGAAUGAAGUAUUCCAACGAGGUGACGAAUGCGGCCAUCACAUCCAAGAUUGGUCUGGCAAAGCUGCGAACCUUUCUAGAACAGCGUGUGGACGAGUGCUAUCGUAGAAACGUCAACAAAAUCAUUCCCAUGUUGCAAGCAGAGCACAAUGCUGCCGAACGUAGACUCAAGGCUUGUGAAAAAGAAUUGGAAGCCUUGUCUGUGGCUCGCCUCCAAGAAGGCGCCGAGGCAUUUUGCGAUGAUUUCUGUAAGAGUCUCCAAAAGGCAAUGGCAGGUAGUAUCACGGCGCCAGCAAGCAUCUUUGGUGAAACUCUGGGACAAGAGGCUGCUGCAGCUGGGUCUUUUCACAAUGUCAAGAACUACCCAAUGGCGGUUUCGGAUCGAACCUGGGAACGGUUGGUUGAUGCCGAAGUUGGAAACAGAGACCAUCGUCUCUAUGGUGGUGCUCAGUACCAUCGCUCUCUCCGUGAGUUUACCCUUGCUGCCAAGUGUUUGCGUACACCUCUAAUCACAGAGGAUGAGAUUGCCAACGCUGCCGGUGUGGGAACGACGCAUGACGGAGUCAACUUCUUGCACGCCGCCUGUGUCAUUGCACUGGAAAAAGCUCGACAAUCAUUUGAACCAAUGCUGGGCACCUUGGUGGUCCGCAUGACUCACGUCAUGACUCGCCUAUGCUCUGUGACGGAAUACAUGCUGCGAGAGGAUCGAGAUCGAGGCAAGCUAUCAAAUUUUCGAAAGCGCGUCACUGGGGAUGGAAGUGGUGGUGAUGAUGCAUUUCUUGACAGGGCUGAACAGGCCAUGGAUAUCUCCCAAAACCCACAGUUUCGUGAGUUGGUCCGAUCUAUAUUCGAGAACUUUGUAGAGGAAUGUGCAGACAAGGUAAUACUCCAAUGCAAGGACGACGUCAACGCCAUUACCAAAUACGUGACUUGGAAUCUGGAUCAGAGAGGUGUGGGCGCCAUCACUCGCUCCUUGCCGGACCAAACGAAUCUGUUUGCCGUAUAUCAAGUGGCUGUCAAACAAAAGGCAAUCGCAGAACGGGAUGAAAGCAAGUCCCACAACAGCAACAAUAAGAAAAGGAAGGGGAACAAUGCCGUUCUCACUCCCAUUGACAGUCCCAAAAGUGUCGCGCCUCAUGACCCGCACGCCAUGGAUCGUGACUUCAACAACCUGGUUCAAAUUAUCGAGGAGGCUUCCAUGACUCGACAAGCGAACCGUACCAACAUUGUCAUUGGCGGUCUGGUCCAACACAUUGUCAACCACUGGCGAGAGCAGUUUUGCAGAGCAGUCAUUACCAAGUUUAAUUGUUACUUCAUGCUUCCAUUCGUCGAUGACUUCCACAGAUACAUUCGAACUGAACUGCAAAAACUGUACACUGGCACCAGUGGGUUAUCCGACGUGUUUGACCUCUCCGCCGCUCGACGAGCCCUGGAACUCCACCGAGACGAGUUGCAAGGUGAAUGCAUGGCCAAUAAGCAACUUCAAGACAAGUUUCAAAUGUGUGCUCGUAUGAUGAGGAAACAACAAGACGACGAUUUGAUAAAUCGUGUCUCGUCCAAUGCCAAUGCUGCGCCACCGAGGAAACAGUGA